Molecule: messenger RNA, 1712 nt
Organism: Labrus bergylta (ballan wrasse)
Lineage: Eukaryota; Metazoa; Chordata; Actinopteri; Labriformes; Labridae
Product: coiled-coil domain-containing protein 112
Source: RefSeq, a predicted model, not a curated record
UCCAACAUGGCUACCCUGGCAACCACUGGAUGCGCGGCCAAACAGUGCUCGGUGGAGGGAGACUCAGGUGACUACCAGCCCUGUGCACCAGCCUCGGUCAGCAGAGACAAUGAGGACCUCAGGUUGAUCAGACAAAAGGCCGCACAGUUUCUAAAGGAAGCUGAGAGGAACCGCAAGCAGAUUGAAAAGUUGGAGAAGGAGAGGACACUGAGUGUACAGUGCAAAAGAAAUGGCUGGACAGACGUGUGUAGAGAGCUGGACGAGUGUGAGAAAGAGAUGGAGGCACAAAGAAAUGCUGAGAAAAUAAAUCUUCAAAAGCAGCUGGUGAAGAUCCAUAACGGUGUGAGGAGAUUUCAGAGACAACUGACAGAUGUAAAGCCAACUCCUGCGCUGAUCGAGAGACUGAAGGAGAUCAUGUCCGAGGUGGAAAUCUCAAUUAACGCGCUAAAGGAGGAACAACGGUCAAGCUUCGAGGAACUUUUCAAGGAGGAGCGGACGUGCAGACAGGAGAUCACGGCGUGCGAGAAAAAGAUUGAAAACUGGAGCCUUGCUGUCCAAACAAAUGAAGCCAAACACCACGCAGCUCCCACUGUUAAGAUGAAACUCCCUGACAGAGACCUCCCUGCUGAGGUCAGAGCACUCGAGGUCUUCCUUCAGAAGACAGGAGGCCAAUAUGGAGGCUGGGACCAGUAUGACCACCAAGCCUUUCUUAAAGUGUGGACGAAGCACGGCGGGCAGCCAGCCUACAGGAAAGAGGCCAAACUGUACCUGCCUGCUAAGACGUGGGAGGAAAUAGAGCAACAUGAGGACUGGCAUCAGGAACUGAUCUACCUGCAGGACCGAAAGAGAGAGGCUAUUCAGAGGUGGAGAGCAAUCAAGCAUCAGCGACGCCAGACAAGGAUACAGAGUCAGGAAGAAGCGGAGGAGGCGGAAAGGAAGGAGAAGGAGAAGGAGGCCAGGAGCCAGGCCCACCUACACAAGACUGAGGAGGAGAGGAGGGAGACGGCGCGUCAGCUGGAGGAGUGGAGGGAAGAGAGGAGAAGGAAUGAAGAAGAGGAGGAGAGGCAGAGAGUGGCUGAGGAGAUACAAAAGAGGAGACAAGCAAAGGAAGAGCGCCGCCGCCAGCUGGAAGUGAAGCUGACCAUCGAGGAGCAGCUACGCCUUAGGAGAGAGGAUGAGCAGGAGCAGGAGAGGAGGAGGAGAGAGGAGGAACAGAGGGAAAUGGAUGAGAGAAGGAAGGCGGCAACAAAGGGGAUCAAGCGCUUUAAUGAAAGGGAUCUUCAGAAGGUGGAGGCAAAGCUUCAGGAGAAACAGCUGAGGGAAAAAGAGGAGGAGGAGAGACAAAUGAGAAUCGCUGCUAAGUUAAAGGAGAAGGUGGACGGUCACGUCAGCAGAGACGCCUCCAGGCUCACUCGACCCACACAGGGAUGGAAGGAGCGAAUGAAAAACAUCGGACCUUCAGGGGGAGGGCCUGUGCUCCAGAUGUUUCACAGAGCUGUUCCCACUUGGAGACAAGGCCUAUGAUAAGCACCAAAAAGAGAAAACUGAGCCGCCCUGGAAUGCAUUCAAUGCAGUUUUCCAAGAUAUUAGACUAUAUUUAAAAAAAUGGAAAUAGGAUUGUAACGCAAUGUUGUGUAUUUAUUUGGAUCGAAUGUGUGUUUCUGCAAUCUAUAUCUAAAGUUCACUAAGUUUUAUGAAUCUGUUGUUCUUUG